Pocillopora meandrina is the source of this 1064-nucleotide messenger RNA. The record is from the annotation of a GenBank genome assembly. NCBI's taxonomy places the organism in Eukaryota, Metazoa, Cnidaria, Anthozoa, Scleractinia, Pocilloporidae.
AUUUUCCUUUCAGCAUUCAAAGCCGUGUUCUCAAAUCUCAAAGCCGCUGGAAGAUAUGGUCCAACAUCGCUCGGAAGUUGCUACGCAGGUCAUGAUCAUGACGGACAAGUUGCUUUGUCCAGCGGUAUUCAACAGUGGACUGUACCGUACACUGGUGAUUACAGAAUAGAAGCAAUAGGAGCAGCUGGAGGGUACGAUCUACGGAUUAACAGCCCUCACUACCGCGGAAGAGGAGCAAGAAUCAUUGGAACAUUCCGCUUAAACAAGAGUGAAGUCAUCCAGGUACUUGUAGGUCAAGAAGGAGGAAUAAACAAGCAGAGGAAGUCUUCUGGAGGUGGUGGAGGUACAUUUGUAGUGAGAGGAGCCAACACACCUUUGAUAAUAGCUGGAGGCGGAGGAGGGGUAGCACGUUUAUAUUCAAGACAUACAGAAUGUGACGCCAGCUCAAACACGACAGGGAAUCCUGGGCACAGAUCAUGGCCAGGGGGGAGCAAUGGACAUGGUGCACAGAUUGCUGAUUCUGGAACAUCAGGUAAGAAUAUUUUUCAAUGAUCUUUCUGAUUAUGGAUUUUCAGGUAAAAGUAUUUUUUAAUAAUCCUUAGCAUUUCAGCAUUUUGGUAGUAAUUCAAAAUUUUCGUACAAAAUGUUUAUUCUGCAAUAAUCUUACAAUAUCUCCAUUAAAAGUUUUCUAAUUUAAUUAAUAUCAUGAUAUUUCAGGUGGUGGUGGUGGCGGGUUUUACUCCAGUGGAAGAAGUGGAAAGAAUUUCAAUGGCACCAAGGGAUAUGGAGGAGAGGGUGGUAAGGGAUUUCUGCAGGGAGGGGUGGGUGGGAGAUCACAGUAUCUCGAAGUCUAUGGUGGGUUUGGCGGAGGAGGUGGACCUAGUGGAUGGUGGGAUGAAGGAGGAGCAGGAGGAGGAGGAGGAUACUCUGGGGGAGGCAGUGGAAGUGAUUAUGUAUAUACCUGUGGGGGUGGUGGUGGAUCCUGCAAUGUUGGAAACAAUCAGCAGAAUGAAUGUUGUUACAAUAAGGCUGGUCAUGGUCAGGUGAUCAUCACAUUACUGUAG